This is a messenger RNA of Rangifer tarandus platyrhynchus (Svalbard reindeer), 1113 nucleotides long. NCBI's taxonomy places the organism in Eukaryota, Metazoa, Chordata, Mammalia, Artiodactyla, Cervidae. The record is from the annotation of a GenBank genome assembly.
AUGGCGUCGGAGCGGCAGGACGCUCUGAGGGAGUUCGUGGCGGUGACGGGCGCAGAGGAGGAUAGGGCCCGCUUCUUCCUGGAGUCGGCCGGCUGGGACCUGCAGAUCGCCCUAGCAAGCUUUUAUGAGGAUGGAGGGGACGAAGACAUUGUGACCAUUUCGCAGGCAACCCCCAGUUCAGUAUCCAGAGGCACAGCCCCCAGCGAUAAUAGGGUGACAUCCUUCAGAGACCUCAUUCAUGACCAAGAUGAGGACGAGGAGGAAGAGGAGGGUCAGAGGUUUUAUGCUGGGGGCUCAGAGAGAAGUGGACAGCAGAUCGUUGGCCCUCCCAGGAAGAAAAGUCCCAACGAGCUGGUGGACGAUCUCUUUAAAGGUGCCAAGGAGCAUGGAGCUGUAGCUGUGGAACGAGUGACCAAGAGCCCUGGAGAGACCAGUAAACCAAGACCAUUUGCAGGUGGUGGCUACCGCCUUGGAGCGGCACCGGAGGAAGAGUCUGCCUAUGUGGCAGGAGAAAGGAGGCGGCAUUCCGGCCAGGAUGUUCAUGUAGUGUUGAAGCUCUGGAAGACUGGAUUCAGCCUGGACAACGGUGAACUCAGAAGCUACCAAGACCCAUCCAACGCCCAGUUUCUGGAGUCUAUUCGCAGAGGAGAGGUGCCAGCAGAGCUGCGGAGGUUAGCUCACGGCGGGCAGGUGAACUUGGACAUGGAGGACCAUCGGGAUGAGGACUUCGUGAAGCCCAAGGGAGCCUUCAAAGCCUUCACUGGCGAGGGUCAGAAGCUGGGCAGCACUGCCCCCCAGGUAUUGAAUACCAGCUCUCCAGCACAGCAGGCAGAAAAUGAAGCCAAAGCCAGCUCUUCCAUCUCAAUUGAUGAGUCACAGCCUACCACAAACAUCCAAAUACGGCUUGCUGACGGUGGGAGGCUGGUGCAGAAGUUUAACCACAGCCACAGGAUCAGCGACAUCCGACUCUACAUUGUAGACGCCCGGCCGGCCAUGGCUGCCACCAGCUUUGUCCUCAUGACUACCUUCCCAAACAAAGAGCUGGCUGAUGAGAACCAGACCCUGAAGGAAGCCAACCUGCUCAAUGCCGUCAUCGUGCAGCGGUUAACAUAA